GCUGAGCCAGCUGCAAGCUCUCUAUGCUUGGUGGGAGCUGGGGCCAGCAGGAAGAGUUGGCCUGAGCCACAACGUAGCUGCGUCCCAGGAGAGUGACAGAAGGGUGAAUGGGAGGCAGCUGGUGAGCAUCACCCAGGCCUUGCUGCCUCAAGGUGGGUGGGUGCAGGGGUGAAAUUGUGCUAACAAUGCAGGGAAAGGUAGGAGGGAACUGUGGGCUUUUACUGGGAUGCAGAAAUCAGGGACAGCUGACAGAUGGUGAUGGCUGUGUGCCAUGAAAUGCUGGAGCUUUUUGCUGCAGCAUCCCCUUCCUCAGCACUGGAGCACCAAGCCUACUCUCCCUGUGGGGUGCUGGGCACCAGGAAACGUGCACAGACCGCCCUGACUUGCUGCAUCAGUCAGCACAAUGCUGAGCACAGAAGUACCCCAAAAUGCUCUUGUCUCUGUGAGUGGCUUCUCCAAGGAGAAUAACAAGCUUGGGGACACUGAGCAGAGGCUGGAGGGGCUCAGUGCCCUGUGUCAGCUUCCUCUUAGAGGAAACAUUUGGUGGGGAAAAGGGCCUCGCUGGGGAGGGAGUUUUUAGCACUUUCUCCAAAGGGCCCUGCACACACCGCAAGCUUCCAUCCCAUGGCAGGAGCGAGUGCUGGGCUGCUAGCUGUGGGCCAGGAGCCGGAUGGACACAUGCCCUGCAGUGGGAUCCCUGCUCCCUUCGUCAUCACCCCCUCCUGAGCCACCGAGUUUGCUUUAAAGACCCCAGCUUCCUUUUAUUGCUUCCCCUCUCAGAUUGCAGCCGGCUGUGAGGGCUAUUUUUAGCGGCCUGCCUUCUAAAAAUAGCCCCAAGAUGUUUGGAGUUGCGUCAGGAGGGGAACCUCUCCUCCACACGCCAGCUUGGCCCCUGCGCCCCUGCAGGCUACAAAAGGAGGCCAGGAGCAGCGGGGUCAGCAGGUUCAGACGCAGCCAGAGGCAAAGGCGGCAAGAAGCGCGCUGCCAGCUCCAGGCAUCCCAGCGCCGGCACCAUGACCAUCUUCUGCAGCCACUGCCACAGGCCGCUGCAGGCAGAGACGAGCUGCCUGCCCAGGAGGGCUGAGCAGGCGCACGGUGCCUCCAAGCCGUUGAGGUCAACCAAGAGUGCCUCCAAGGCACGUCGGGACCAGAUCAAUGCGGAGCUGCAAGCACUGCGCUCUCUGCUGCCCAUCUCCACGCAGGAGAAGGAGCGGCUCUCCUACCUCCACACCAUGGCCCUGGUGUGCCUCCAGCUUCGGGGAGCUCACCUCUUCCCUCCAGCCUCAGCUCCUCCCUCAGGACCGGUCCUUGCUGCGGAGCUGCUCUCCUUGCUGCCAGGGUUUCUGCUUGUGCUCUCAGCCGGUGGCAAGCUGGUCUACAUCUCUGAGAACGUGUCUCAGAUCCUGGGUCUCUCUAUGGUGGAGCUUCUUGCUCACGGGGACACCAUCUUUGACAUCAUGGAUGGGCAAGCAUGGGAGGACGUGCACAAGAAGCUUCUCCUUGCCCAGCAGCAGCCAGGCAGGGAAAUCACCUUUGUCAGUGAGAUGCGUACAUCCAAGGCCUUCCGGCUGCAGCACGGGGGAAAUCAGGCUGUGGCAGUACGUGGGCGCUUUGUGGUCCCACGCUGGCCGGCCUCCCCCUCCACCACAGCCUUCCUGGCCCUCUGCACCCCGGUUGCACAGCUGGAUGCAGAUCAUGACGCUGAUUCUCAGGACAACCUGUUUCAGAGCACACAUGCCCUAGACAUGAGGUUUAUGGAUGUCACAGAGAGUGCCAUCUACCACCUCGGCUACCUCAGGGAGGAACUGAUUGGCCAGUCAUGGUACAGCCUCCUGCAUCCUGAAGAUGCUGAUGUAGCAGCCACUCAGCACAGGGCUGUGGGUGAGUAUUAUGCCCACACUCACACACCUGACCGCCGUCUGCAGCUUCCGACUCGCUGGGGCUGCGGCCGCAUCGGGGCCACCGAGGCCCGCCCCGGCAGCGAGGCCAGCUGCGCCCCGCCACCCUCUGACCCUGCCGCUUCCCUGCAGCGCUGGGUGCCGGGGCCGCGCCGGGGCCCGUCGUGCUGCGCGUGCUCCGCAGGGACCGCACCUGGGCCUGGCUCCGCGUGUCGGCGCGGCGCGGGGGCCGCUGCAUCACCUGCACCGGCCGCAGCCUCAGGUGAGGGUUCGGGGAGGGAGGAGGCCGGGGGGACGCGGGGGCCGAGCCCGACGGCCGCCAUCGGCUCCCGGUCCCCGCGCGCCGCCCCUCACAGCUGCGUUCCGCUACUCAGGGAGGAGGAGGCGCUCUACUUGCGCGCCCGGCAGUGCGGCCCGCCGCCGCUCUACCCAGCCCCAGCCCCAGCGCCGCCGCCUGCCGCCUCCUCGCCGGAAGAGGGGCUCGGUCUGCUGGCCGCACAGCUCCGCGCCCUGGCCGACAGCCUCUCGCCGCCCGCCGCCUACACCGGGACGGAGGCCUGUUCCUACGGCCGGCCGCAGCCGGACGCCGCCUUGGCGCUAGCCCGUCUCCUAGGCGACGCGCUGGAAGCUUCCGGGUCGCACACGACGCAUGCGCGCGGCGCGCCGCUCCUCCACCAAUAA
Messenger RNA from Lagopus leucura (white-tailed ptarmigan), 2579 nucleotides. RefSeq names its product neuronal PAS domain protein 4 (gene NPAS4). The record is from RefSeq and is a predicted model, not a curated record. Lineage: Eukaryota; Metazoa; Chordata; Aves; Galliformes; Phasianidae. Gene Ontology annotation, molecular function: protein dimerization activity; DNA-binding transcription factor activity, RNA polymerase II-specific; RNA polymerase II transcription regulatory region sequence-specific DNA binding. Gene Ontology annotation, biological process: regulation of transcription by RNA polymerase II. The transcript is spliced from 7 exons. Bases 1014 to 2579 code for a protein of 521 amino acids.